This is a messenger RNA of Nannizzia gypsea CBS 118893, 2820 nucleotides long. RefSeq lists its product as hypothetical. The coding region runs from base 1 to 2820 and encodes 939 amino acids. The record is from RefSeq and is a predicted model, not a curated record. The transcript is spliced from 3 exons. NCBI's taxonomy places the organism in Eukaryota, Fungi, Ascomycota, Eurotiomycetes, Onygenales, Arthrodermataceae.
AUGUCUUGGGAUCCAGACACUAUCAAAUAUCCUGCAAAUGACCCCGCCAUCGUAUUAUCUGUGUCAGAGGAUGCGUAUGAGCUUAUAGCCCUCAAAGAUCCAUUAGCUUUGUAUGUGGAAAACGCAGUUGUGGAGAAGAGCAUUAAGCAUGAAAACGCGAGUGCCAGUCAACCGAGCGAAUGUUACCUUUUCACUCAUAGUCUCAAUACUGCUGGAUCGGCUACAAACCCGUUGAUAAUUGGUACUCCGGGGUUGGCCGGGACAUAUACCCAACCGAAUGGUAUUCAGGGAGGGGUUCUGGAGAUAUAUGUCCAGACUUUGAAGCUUGAUGCUGUUAAACGCCUCCGUCUGCAAGCGCAUGGGGGUCACGGCCACAAUCAAAUCACUGGGGAACCAAUUCCCGAUAUUGGAAAGGCUGGAGGAGAUGGUGGUGAUGGCGGGAAAAUCACGAUAUAUGUCGGGAGUCAGUUCAAGGAAGCUUCGGACCGCGUUCAAGCUGUCCUUGAUAAAAUUAUAGAUGAGCAUUACCACUGGCCCGCGGACUUUACGAACGAUGUGAAUAAACUCAUGGAGUGCGUAUUGGCAGAAGACGUUCAAAAAGUACAUCAAAUGCCACCAUCCAUGCGAACGGCUGAAGAUGUCUUGAAAGUGUCCAAAGAGAGCAUUACGCACGAGUUGAUAGCACUGUUGACGGCCCUACAGAGACCGGAGGAUGAGCUUCUAGCGGAACUCUCUCAAAUUGCCAAUGUAGAUGGAGGGGCCUAUGGGGUGGGAGGAAAAGGUAAAAAGGAGGAUGGUAAAAACGGCAAGGCGGGCAAGGAAGGAACUCUCUCAAUUAUCAGAGCUGGAGACUAUCCCGAAAUAUGCAAGAGAAAAGUCUGCUUUGCUCACCCAAUUCAGUGCCGCAUGCUUCUAGACAAGGCAAAUCUUCUGUGGUUUUGUGGAACGCUCAGACAGAAAGCUCAGGGUGUCAUCAUCCUUGAACGAAUCCUGAAAAGGCUUGAAUUUCUGGACUUUAAACCCGCACAACAGAGUCAUGCUGAGGAACCCCUAUGGUCAGCGUAUCGGGCGGCUGAGUACGGUUUGUUUCUCACUAGUGGCCCCAAGGAUGAAGAACCAGCAUCUAUUCAACAGCUGCGCGCAAUCAAGACAGAAGCUGAGGCUGCUCUGAUACAUAUUCGAUCCGGCGAUGACUAUUACGGUGGCAAGUCUGGAGAUGUGCGACUAGGGGCGCGUAAAGUGCCUCGGGCGUCCUUUAAAUUCUACCAGGAGACAGCAGCAUAUUUCGUGGAGUACCUGGCAAAGGCCGAGGACACUUACCGCAAAUGCUUGAGCAGCUCAAAGGAUGAGGAAGCAAAAAGAGAAGCUGUAAGAAAGAGAAUCAGCAUGUGUGAAACCGUAGCACAAAAUGCGAAUACUAUGAUUGCUGAAGCAAAGAAAGAUCUCGUCAAAAGUGGAAUGGCAAUCCGGGUCCGCAAUGAAGCCAUCAAACCCGCCAGAGAGAGACUCGAGAAGGAGCUUGAAACUGUGAUGGAUCUUAUUCGGAAGCAAUUUGGUGCAAAUUUCCAGGACCUGCUAGAUGCUUUGGGUCAGGUAAUAUUUGUUCACGGUUCCUGGCCUAUGGUUGGACUCCAGGGGGUUGAACUUUUGAACAAAGGGAUAUCACAGAUCGAGAGCGAUACUGGAGUUAAGGUCAACAAGGACUACUUGAUCAAAAAGAUUCAUGACAUAAGUAAUACCAUUGAAAGCCUCGACGAAGGGUAUAACGUGCUGAAAAAAGACGGAUCACUGGACUUGUACGAUCCGGGAGCAGCCAAACUCAUCAUUUUAGAAACGGAGACCAUGAAGCUUCUUAACGAAUUCUCCUUCAAGUUGGGCUUGGAACCCCUCAAAGAGGUCAAAAAGAGAUUUGAUGCGUAUAUCGACGCUGUACAGAAGCGAAAUAACGCAGUGUUGUCCUACAAUGUGGCGCUGGCCCUACUCCUCAAGUACGAAAUGGAAAUUGAAUCUUUAAGGGCACUGAAGGGGGAAUUGGAGAGAGAGGCAAGCAAUUUGGAGGCAGCGCACCCUACAAUGCAGGCUUUUCUCAAGAAAUUAUAUGGAGAUUCCAUCCAGAUCGCACAGCUCUGGCUGUAUAAAACUCAGCAGGCCUAUUGUUUUGUUGCCUUGAACAACGAGAAUGUGAUUGGGAAAGCAAUGGCCGACUUCAAUUUUUCGAGUUUUGAUUCAGAUAUGCUGAGAGCUGUCCACGCAAGUCUAUCUAACCGAUACCGAGACCAUACGGAAAGCAUGGGACAAAGCACUCAAGUUUACUCGGGUCUCAAGUAUCAUUUAAAGGAACGGGAUGUGAGAAUUCUGCAAAGCGGUGGAGAUAUGGGCGUAAUACUGGACGUCUACAUCUCGACCAAUCCGCCCACCGAUGGGCCAGAUGUCUUCUUCCGUCGAGCAGACGUCCGGCUGACAAAAGUGCGGUUCUUUGCAGUUGGAGUAAGCACUAGUGACGAUAGGCUUGACGUGGUUAUCACACACAGCGGCAAGGAGGCCAUAUUAGACAAAGAAGGAACCCGAUACGAAUUUGAUCAUGAUCCUCUUGUGGUCGGGUUCAAGUAUGAUACCACUAAGAUGAAGGCUGAGGGGCCGGAUACAUCGGACGGAGACAUUGCAUCAGCGAACGACGACAAGUAUGCUUUAGUUGGGCCCUUUACAAGCUGGAGAAUUGAGAUUUUAUCGGAGUCAAACAAGGAUUUGGACUUGUCUGAUGUCUCAGCCGCCUACUUCGAAUUUGAUUUUCGGUAUCGAGAGAUGCCUAUGGAAUACUAG